Messenger RNA from Solea senegalensis (Senegalese sole), 1807 nucleotides. Its product is annotated as nodal homolog. The transcript is spliced from 3 exons. The record is from RefSeq and is a predicted model, not a curated record. The coding region runs from base 342 to 1574 and encodes 410 amino acids. Gene Ontology annotation, cellular component: extracellular region. Gene Ontology annotation, molecular function: growth factor activity; type I activin receptor binding; cytokine activity. Gene Ontology annotation, biological process: SMAD protein signal transduction; BMP signaling pathway. Lineage: Eukaryota; Metazoa; Chordata; Actinopteri; Pleuronectiformes; Soleidae.
AUUAGGAAACAGAAAGGUGCUAAUGGCUGUACAAGAGUUAUUUGUUAAUGUUUUUAACGGAUUAGGCUCCUGAAUGAAUAUAAAAAGGCCUGGCACUUUGACAGGACAAUGACCUUGGCUAAAUGUUAUCUCCUCUCUGCCCCUGUGAUGUGCUCUGAUGAUCAGAGGAGCUGUUGAGAUGCCUGGAAUGGUCAGGGGUCAUCAAAGGGCAGCUGUCCACUAUAAAGGGGCCUGUCUGCAGCUCAGACUGCACACAGCAGCCUGAGACCAGCUGGAGGAAGGAAGGCAGGCAGCGAGGAAGGAAGGAGCUCUUGUGUAGAUUUUGUGAGUUUUUGGCUAAAAUGGAAACCAGAACGCUGACCGUUCUCUGCACACUCGUGCUCAGCUCUUGGGGGAUUGUUUUCUCCACCCAGGGCCACAGAUAUCGCACAGGCCUCGAGAAACAAUUAUCAUUCAGAAAUCUCUCGUCCAGUCAUCGCAGCAGAUACCCUCUGUACAUGAUGCAGCUGUACCGCUCCUUCAGAACCGCUGACUCCUCAGUGCCCGUAGCUGUCAACGCCAUCACUUCACAUGGGGACAAACCGUCAGCUUACAGCUCUGAUUCUGUCCUCAGUCUAAUGGCCAGAGGUUGUCAUCAAGUGGGUGAAAGAUGGACCGUCACGUUUGACAUGUCAACCGUCUCUACCAGUGAACUUGUUCAGAUGGCAGAGCUGAGGAUCAGACUGCCAGCUUUCUCUGCCUCAAAACGAGCCACUGUGGAUUUAUAUCACUCCGGAAAGCAGACCUGUGACCUGAGCAGCACAUCGUGCCACGACGAGCCCCUUUUCCUGGGGAGUUUUAACACUUCAGCGAGCAGCAAAAAGUCUUCCUGGAAGGUUUUUGACGUGACUGCACUGUUAAAAUACAGGCUGUUCCAAGGAGAUGGGGUCUCAAGCCAGGAGGCCUCAGGAGAUUCUGAGGCAGAGCAUGGGAGCGGUGCCGGGGAAGACAGGGGCAAGUCUCUCUUCAAGAAUUUGGAAGCGAGGCAAAGAAAAAUACAUCAUCCAAUAAUGAACCGGGUCAUGAUGGUCGUCUUCUCCAAGCAUAACCUGCCUCAGGAAGGCCAUGCAGCGUACAGUAUCAUUCACACUGUGGAGAACUCAAAAUAUGUGACCAUGGACAGAGACAGCAGUGAAAGUCAAAGUCGUCGCCACAAGAGGAACAGGAUGGAGAGGGUGAGAGUGGCUGCUGGAACCGGACCGACAGCAGAGCCGGUCCAGAGGCCGCUGUGCCGGAAGGUGGACAUGUGGGUGGACUUUGAUCACAUUGGCUGGGACGAGUGGAUUGUGCAUCCCAAGCGGUACAAUGCAUAUCGCUGCGAGGGAGAGUGUCCGUCACCGCUGGAUGACUCCUUCCAUCCCAGCAACCAUGCUUACAUGCAAAGCCUCUUGCGACAUCACCAUCCAGAAAGAGUGACUUGCCCGUCGUGUGUACCAACACGCCUCAGUCCACUGUCCAUGCUUUACAUCGAGAACGACGACCUGACCCUGCGGCAUCACGAGGACAUGAUCGUAGAAGAGUGUGGUUGUCACUGAAGGCCCAGCCGCUCUCACCGCAGUUACCUUCACAGAGCAUUGUAAUGAACUUUUCUUUAAACAUUAAUGCCGAUUUAUUAAAUCGCGAGUUCCUCGUGACUUCAUCCCAUAAUGGGUGAAUCACAACAACAUGGAGCUCCACUGUCCAAGCAUUUGAUCUAUUUAUACAUUGUGUAUAUUUUGUACAUAUAAUAUUUUAAAUAUAUUAAAACAGUUUAUUUUGACAAAAAGUG